Schistosoma bovis is the source of this 480-nucleotide messenger RNA. The record is from the annotation of a GenBank genome assembly. NCBI's taxonomy places the organism in Eukaryota, Metazoa, Platyhelminthes, Trematoda, Strigeidida, Schistosomatidae.
AGAUUAUAUAACAAAAGUAAACAAUUCGAAUAUCCUUCUUCUUCAUUAUAAAAAGUAAAUGAACGAACAUUUACAACUACUAACGAGUUAUCCAUUCGAAGUUAGGAGAUUCGUAUACACAACAAUCAUGCAUUAUCAUCAAUGUCUAGUAACGUUCAUGAGUACAAUAGUAUUGCUGACAAUUGUACAUGAUGUAACAGGUUCUGGUUUGCUCGAUGAGAAAAUUACCACACCUAAACAAUCUAAAUUGAUGAAAUUACUUUUUGGUUCUUCUGGUUCAGUCAGUUCAUUUCAAAUAUCUUGGCUGACUCUUUCAUCAGUCUUUGUGAUAGUUAUUGGGCUGAUCAAAAGCUAUACAGAACGAUCUAUCUUUUAAAACAAACCUAAUUACGCACAUUCAUUGUUGAAAACAAUGACAAAUUUCGCAUGUUACGUUACUAAUAUUCUAUAAUACACUACGGAAAUAUUUCGGUGUUUAAA